AUGGCUCACCCGACUGUGGAGCAGUUCCGCCAAUUCUGGCCCCGCAUCACCGACGACAACAAUCUUACCUUGCACGGGUUCCGCCGCUUCAAAACUACACACCUGCUUAACCUCCGCUUUCUCGAGGAGGAGAUUGCCCAGAUCGAUCAUGCCAUUUACCAGUCUGGCCUCGGUCUCGGGCAUGAGCCAUCGGUACGUGAUAGGCUUGGCCUGAAAGAGAGCAAAAGGGAUUCCGAAGUCCCUGCCAUCGAGGACACUAUUACAACCGAGCUACCUCGUUCAUAUAGCUUAUACUCAAAGCGACAUGUAGAUGAUGCACUCACCGCUUUCGGCCAUAUUAUGUCCAUGGAGACGGUAUCACUUCUGGACGACGAGAAGUUGUCAAACACGCGAACAGACUUGACCCUCCGCGAGAUAUACGAGACCCGGCUUGUUCGGGCAGAUCUCGACGCGCGCACUCGUACCGAUCCUUUCCAGCGCUGGUUGCACAAACGCCUGCGAGCUUUUCGUUACUGGAGGUUGUCUCAGAAGUAUACUAUUGCGGAACCUUUCAUGUCAUCGUCGUCCAGAUCGCAUUCACAGUCGUCGCAUCAGAAUACGGUACUUAUCGUUAAUGUAAUAGGGCGCAUCCUCACUUCUAUGGUCACUGGGCUGUUUUUGGUUGUGCCGUUGACCAUUCUGUCAGCCGGAUCGGUUCGAGGGUCGCAACUCGCAGUCAUAUCUGUUUGUAUCGUGGUCUUUUCGGCUCUUGUCGCUGCUGUGCUGAGAGUAUCGAACUACGAGAUGAUAGUGGUAUCGGCGGCGUAUGCCGCCAUGCUGUCCGUAUUUGUGUCUAAUAACUCCGGAUCAUAG
Truncatella angustata is the source of this 852-nucleotide messenger RNA. RefSeq lists its product as uncharacterized. The record is from RefSeq and is a predicted model, not a curated record. Bases 1 to 852 code for a protein of 283 amino acids. Lineage: Eukaryota; Fungi; Ascomycota; Sordariomycetes; Amphisphaeriales; Sporocadaceae. The transcript is spliced from 2 exons.